Cricetulus griseus (Chinese hamster) is the source of this 891-nucleotide messenger RNA. The record is from RefSeq and is a predicted model, not a curated record. Lineage: Eukaryota; Metazoa; Chordata; Mammalia; Rodentia; Cricetidae.
AUGAUAUCUACAGACCUGGCUAUGGGGAUCAUCUUCCUGUCCCAGACUGCACUGGGAAUUUUGGGGAACUCAGCCUUGCUUUGCUGUUUAAUCAUCAGCGAAUUCUCUGUUAAGAGGGCCAGGCCUACAGACCUAAUUGUCAAACACCUGACCAGUGCUAACUUCAUGGUUCUGCUCUGUAAAGGAAUCCCUCAGACAUUGGCUGCUUUGGGUUGGAAAUAUUUUCUCAAUACCAUUGCAUGUAAAAUAGUUUUUUAUUUUCAUAGAGUUGCCAGAGGAGUAUCCCUUGGGUCCACAGCCCUCUUAGGUUUCUUCCAGGCCAUUAUUAUCAACCCUAGGAAUGCCAAGUACAAGUAUUUCAAAGCCACAGACCACAAGGUAAUUGGGACUUCUCUCAGCCUGUGUUGGUCCCUGCAAAUGAUGGUAAAUGGCUUCAUUCCUGUGCUCAUGACAGACUUGAGGGAUGCAAAAAACGUCACUGGUUUUAGAGAUUUGCUAUACUGUGCUGUGCCCAAACCUAGCUAUGCCUUCUAUGUUAUCUUAUUGAGCUCCUCUGAUGUCAUGUGUUUGGUUCUCAUGAUAUGGGCCUGUGGUUCCAUGGUGCUUGUCCUGCUGAAGCAUAAGCAGAGGCUCCAAUAUAUGCAUAGAGUUCUGUGUCCCAAAUCAUCUCCUGAGACAAGAGCCACCCAAACCAUCCUUGUCCUAGUGAGCAGUUUUGUGUUCUUUUAUACAGCAUCUGGUAUCUUAGUCAUGUGCUUAACUUUAGUAAAUGGAGCCACAAGGCAUUUGGUGAAUACCAGUGCAGCAACAGCUGCUUGCUUUCCGGCAUUGUGUCCCUAUCUUCUCAUCAGACACUACACCCCAGUUUCCAGGCUCUGCUGUACUUGCUAA